AGUGCGAGGCGCGCGGGUUACGGAGGGCGGUGGCGGCGGGUUCCUGUGAGAAGCUAGUGGAGCUUCCUCAGGUGACUGACGCGGGCCUCGGUUCUGGGCGCCGGGGUGUGGGACUGGAGGAGUGGCCGCGAUCCCCGACUGCACCCUGCUGCCUCUUCUUUUCCUGCGCUUCUGGGGACUCCUUCCAGGUGCUCCGGCAGCUGCCCGGGCAUCACGGCCCGGUCGGCGGGACGAGGAGCUGGGGCGGGGGCUGCGCAGGGCCGGUCACCCCGGUGUCUGCUGCUCAGUGUCGACGGCGAUUCGGUGGGCUUCUGCGUUUGUUCUGUUAGCGUGCUUAGGUGUCACAGCUGGGUGACUCUCGGAAGGAAGGUUUUGCCGCUGGCGCGUCAGGUGUAUCGCGGCCUCGGGGCCGCGGAUUCCUGGGCCUGACGCCGCCUCUGAGGUUCGCGCGGCCCCGGCGUCGCGGCUGCCUCAGCGCUGGCUGAAGGCCGGCCCGAAGCGCCCUUAAUUGUGGCCGCGCGCUUCCCUGCUGCUCCUGCUGGUCUCCGCGCCGCGGUAGUGGCCUCUGGAGUUAGAGCCUUGCCCGACGAGUCGUUGAGGAGGAAUCAUUAUAGAUUCUAAAAAUAGAUUUUCCCUUCUCUGUGGACUUGGUAUAAAACGUAGCUUUUUUCUAUUUGGAUUUAUUUUCUAAAAAUCAACACCGUAAACCCAUAUCAGAUACAACAAAAUUGGGGUAGUUAAACCAUGAGUUGUGGAAAUGAGUUUGUGGAAACAUUAAAAAAAAUUGGUUUUCCCAAAGCUGAUAAUCUUAAUGGAGAAGACUUUGACUGGUUGUUUGAGGGCAUUGAAGAUGAAUCGUUUCUGAAGUGGUUUUGUGGGAAUGUGAAUGAACAGAAUGUGUUGUCUGAAAGAGAAUUGGAAGCUUUUAGCGUUCUUCAGAAAUCAGGCAAGCCCAUCCUAGAAGGGGCGGCAUUGGAUGAAGCUCUUAAAACGUGUAAAACUUCUGAUUUGAAGACACCUAGACUGGAUGACAAAGAGCUGGAGAAAUUAGAGGAUGAGGUUCAAACUCUACUGAAAUUAAAGAACCUAAAAAUUCAGCGGCGUAAUAAAUGUCAAUUGAUGGCUUCAGUAACUAGCCACAAAUCUCUGAGGUUAAAUGCUAAAGAAGAAUCAGCCACUAAAAAACUGAAGCAGAGUCAAGGAAUUCUAAAUGCAAUGAAUACUAAGAUCAGUAAUGAACUUCAGGCUCUUACUGAUGAAGUUACACAAUUGAUGAUGUUCUUCAGACAUUCUAAUUUAGGUCAAGGAACAAAUCCACUGGUAUUUUUAUCGCAAUUUUCCUUGGAAAAAUACCUAAGUCAGGAAGAGCAAAGCACAGCAGCAUUAACUUUGUAUACCAAAAAACAGUUCUUUCAGGGUAUACAUGAAGUAGUUGAAAGUUCAAAUGAAGACAAUUUUCAGCUUUUAGAUAUACAGACACCAUCUAUUUGUGAUAAUCAAGAAAUCCUUGAGGAGAGACGACUAGAGAUGGCUAGACUGCAGCUGGCGUACAUUUGUGCUCAACAUCAAUUAAUUCACUUGAAAGCAAGUAAUUCAAGCAUGAAGUCAAGUAUAAAAUGGGCAGAGGAGAAUCUUCAUAGCCUAACCAGCAAGGCUAUGGACAAAGAAAAUUUAGAUGCUAAAAUUUCUAGCUUGACCAGUGAGAUUAUGAAACUUGAAGAACAGAUCACUCAAAUAAAAGACAGAAGUUUACCUGCUGUGGUAAGAGAGAAUGCCCAGUUAUUGAAUAUGCCAGUGGUAAAGGGAGAUUUUGAUCUGCAGAUUGCUAAACAAGAUUAUUACACAGCAAGACAAGAGUUAGUUUUAAAUCAAUUAAUAAAACAAAAGGCAUCAUUUGAACUUCUACAGUUAUCGUAUGAAAUUGAAUUAAGGAAGCAUUGGGACAUAUAUCGUGAACUUGAAAAUUUGAUUCAAGAACUUAGUCAAAGUAACAUGAUGCUCUGCAAGCAAUUAGAAAUAUUAACAGAUCCAUCAGUUUCUCAGCAGAUAAAUCCAAGGAAUACCAUUGAUACUAAGGAUUAUUCUACUCAUAGGCUUUACCAACUUUUAGAGGGAGAGAAUAAGAAAAAAGAAUUGUUUCUAACUCAUGGAAACCUUGAGGAAGUGGCCGAGAAAUUGAAACAGAAUGUUUCUUUAGUACAAGAUCAGUUGGCAGUAUCUGCUCAAGAACAUUCUUUCUUUCUGUCCAAACGGAAUAAGGAUGUGGACAUGCUUUGUGAUGCUUUGUAUCAAGGAGGAAAUCAGCUUUUGCUUAGUGAUCAGGAGUUAACAGAGCAGUUUCAUCAAGUUGAAUCUCAACUGAAUAAGCUAAAUCAUCUCCUCACUGAUAUUCUUGCUGAUGUGAAGACAAAAAGAAAAACUUUGGCAAAUAAUAAGUUACAUCAAAUGGAAAGAGAAUUAUAUGUAUAUUUUUUAAAAGAUGAAGAUUAUCUGAAAGAUAUUGUGGAGAAUUUAGAAACUCAAUCAAAGAUUAAGGCUGUUAGUCUUGAAGAUUGAAAAUUACUGGAAACCGAAUCUUUAUUACAUGUGCUCUUUUAUUUAUUAGGAGAAGACUGUGUAUAAUAAACACUACGAAAUUUUUAAAAUUUGA
Chlorocebus sabaeus (green monkey) is the source of this 2650-nucleotide messenger RNA. It is a transcript of the gene HAUS3, whose product is annotated as HAUS augmin like complex subunit 3. The record is from RefSeq and is a predicted model, not a curated record. Gene Ontology annotation, cellular component: HAUS complex; microtubule organizing center; mitotic spindle. Gene Ontology annotation, biological process: microtubule organizing center organization; spindle assembly. Lineage: Eukaryota; Metazoa; Chordata; Mammalia; Primates; Cercopithecidae.